Messenger RNA from Zingiber officinale, 1221 nucleotides. RefSeq lists its product as uncharacterized. The transcript is spliced from 3 exons. The record is from RefSeq and is a predicted model, not a curated record. The coding region runs from base 180 to 821 and encodes 213 amino acids. Lineage: Eukaryota; Viridiplantae; Streptophyta; Magnoliopsida; Zingiberales; Zingiberaceae.
CUGCGUCUUCAUGGUUAUUUACUCCCUUCUGUCUCUCUCUCCCUCUUUCUUUGGCGUCUGGCGUAACGGAUUUGCUUCGACGAAAUUGAUCGGGAUUUGCGUGAAGGAGAGGAGGACGAAGGGGUUUCGCCUUCCCGAUCGAUCUCGCUUGCUCUCCUCGCUGCUUCUCCGUCGAAGCCAUGUCGAGGAAGCGGAAAUCGGACGCGUCGGGACUCGACGAGGCGGAUCGCACGCUGUACUCCACCUUCUGCGGUGCAGCCAAUUCGCUGUCGCAGCUCUACACGCAGGCCAUGAACCAGCAGAAGGUCUCCUUCCAGGCCGGAGAGCGCCAUGCGCUGGACAAGCUUUAUCAAUGGAUCUUGAGAAAGCAUGAAGAAGGGUCAAGGAUCACAGUGGCUGAUAUAGUGUCCCAUAUUCAGACUGAGAUGGACUAUGCUGUAGAAGAUGGAUUAGCAGCCUCAAGAGCACCAUUUCAGAACCAACAACCACCCACGACAAUGCAUCCUAUAAGUUCAGUUUUCCAAAGUCCAUCUGGUUUGUUUGGGCAGCCAACUGUUGGACUUCUCUCUCGAAACGGUCACACUGAUCAAACAAAAAACUCCGUUUUCGCAAAUGCUCUUUCCAGCCCUGUACGCAGGAGCCUUCAGCCGUAUCACCUUGCCAACGGAAGCGGCUUUUACACGAACGAUGCCCCACCUUCUGGAAAUGCAGGAACCAGGAACCAUGAUUCGGAUCAAAAUCGGGACACAAAUUCUCUCAGCUGCUCCGAUACGACCAUGGACAUUCAUACAGAUAGCCCACCUCAUCAAUCCUAUUCAUAGUUUCGCCACAAGAAUGAAGCUGAUGAGUAAUGCAAAUCAUAUGUAACUUCCCUAUCCCUCUCUGUGCCUCUUUUUCUCAAGUGCUCUAAAUAGUAUGUGUGGGCUUUGUUUAUGAGUCUGGUAAUUGCUUUGUAUAUGAAAAAAGCUUCCAUGGUUCAUAAACCUACUUUCCGAAGCCUACAUUCUUUUUUUGCUUGCAUUUAGGAUUUAUUUUUCAACUUUUGUUACAGAUUUAGGUGGUCGUCCGCAUGAACUUGAUCAAGGUUAUCAAUACGUUAUCAUGAUCAAGUCAUGUUUUUACCGUCUCAUGUGAGAUUGCGGAUGAUGUUUUUUUUUUUUUUUUUUCAUAACGUGGUCGAUUCGGUAAAGAAUAACAUAGAUUGGAGGAUUUAUUGAGAGU